UGUUUUAUACAUUUGCUUAGUGUGGUGUCAGUGGUUUACAAUUUCAGUUUGCAGUGCUGUGCUCAGUUCGUUUUCAUCAUCGUACCGGUUGAAGUUGCAGUUGUACGACUCAAAGUGAACUCAUCAUUUAUUAGUUGCACAUUUGCAUUUGGUAUCCGUAAUUUGGAAUAUAGCUUUAAUAAAAUACUGGCGACAUACUUUGUUUUGUAUAGAAUUGAAAAAAUAUUUAUUGAAAACUUGAUUUAUUCGAAAAAUGGGUGAGAAGAAAAAGCCUGUCUAUAUCCAGUAUAUGUUCGGUGGUCUCUCUGGAAUCGGAGCAACAUGUGUGGUGCAACCGCUGGAUCUAGUUAAAACACGCAUGCAAAUUUCCGGCAUGGGAGGCGCCGUCAAAGAAUACAACAACACAUUCGAUGCCAUCAGCAAGAUCAUCAAGCGCGAAGGUACUUUUGCAUUAUACAAAGGAUUGAGUGCCGCAAUCAUGCGUCAGGCGACAUACACCACCACCCGGCUGGGUGUGUAUACAUCGCUUAAUGACGCCUACAGACAAAAAACGAAUCGAGCUCCAAACUUACUGGAAUCCAUGCUCAUGGGCAUGACUGCUGGGGCCAUUGGUUCCUUUGUAGGCAACCCAUGCGAAUUAAUUCUCAUACGAAUGACAGCGGAUGGUCGGCUGCCGGUAGCCGAGCGAAGAAAUUAUACAAAUUUCUUCAACGCUUUCUUCCGCAUUGCAAGAGAGGAAGGCGUUUUAGCGCUGUGGCGCGGCUGUAUUCCUACCAUGGGAAGGGCUAUGGUAGUCAAUGCAGCGCAACUUGCUUCCUAUUCACAAGCCAAAGCGUAUCUUGUUAACAGUGGGUACCUUAAAGAAGGCAUUGGAUUACACUUUACUGCUAGUAUGUUCUCUGGUUUAAUUACCACCGCGGCUUCGUUACCAGUUGAUAUUGCCAAAACAAGAAUUCAGAAUAUGAAAGUUAGCGCAGGCGAACAACCACCGUACAAAAACACUAUUGAUGUUAUAGUCAAAGUUAUCCGCCACGAAGGCGUUUUCGCACUUUGGAAGGGCUUCACCGCGUACUACGCCCGAUUGGGUCCACAUACGGUGCUAACAUUUAUAAUUCUCGAACAACUAAACGGUCUCUACAACACGCACGUGAUGGGUGGCAAAGGACCCAAAUCCGGAUUGUGAGAAACAGAUCAAACACUUAAGAUCCCGUCCAGAUCAAAAACGAACAUACCAAUCCAUCAGCAUAUAACAUCAAAAGAUGCAGUUGCCUUCUAGCAUUUCAUAUAUACAACGAAAUACGAGUACAUUUGCAUUCAUUACAUACUUCCUGACACCAAUGCUAGUAAUACUAGAUUGUGUUGGGAAAAUUAAGCUACCUUAUGUUAUUACCUGUCUGUUUUAUAUAUAUUAAAAAUUUUUGUUUUCGUUUUCACUCGUAGCAAAUACUGCCAAUAAUCAAUGGCACAUAAAGCCCGCCAGAAUAUAGUCGCACAAGUUAGGCAGCCACCAAGUCAUAGUUGAAUCCAGUUUCUUGGCUGAAAGCCAGCAAGCUAGUACAGAUGGGCGCUAAAUACAGCGUCGUUCAUUACCUAGGCCACCAGAACAACAAAACUUAGACAAUCCCGAAGCAUUGAAAUUCUAGCACCGCCAUCGGGGUGAAUGUAAAUUUUACAAAUGUGUUAUGCCUUCCGUGUUGUAUAGGACCGCUAACUGGCGGUGUAAUGCAUUCGUGCGAACGUACUUCGCGGUCGAUUGAGUGUGCGCUUGAACUUGACGUAAAACGGUAGAAUGCAAGCAAUGCGAUGAAUGAGUUGAAUAAAUCUUCUUAUUGUAGGCAAAUGAUGAUGGACGUUUCUUAUUAUUUUUGUUGAGUUUGAAAUUAAAAAACAGUUAAUUAA
Molecule: messenger RNA, 1899 nt
Organism: Wyeomyia smithii (pitcher-plant mosquito)
Lineage: Eukaryota; Metazoa; Arthropoda; Insecta; Diptera; Culicidae
Product: mitochondrial 2-oxoglutarate/malate carrier protein-like
Exons: 5
Coding region: 254-1183 (309 amino acids)
Biological process (GO): malate transmembrane transport; succinate transmembrane transport; thiosulfate transport
Molecular function (GO): succinate transmembrane transporter activity; thiosulfate transmembrane transporter activity; malate transmembrane transporter activity
Source: RefSeq, a predicted model, not a curated record